This is a messenger RNA of Bicyclus anynana (squinting bush brown), 2099 nucleotides long. RefSeq lists its product as uncharacterized. The transcript is spliced from 8 exons. The record is from RefSeq and is a predicted model, not a curated record. Gene Ontology annotation, cellular component: cytoplasmic vesicle membrane. Bases 295 to 1527 code for a protein of 410 amino acids. Lineage: Eukaryota; Metazoa; Arthropoda; Insecta; Lepidoptera; Nymphalidae.
UUUAGACAUAGGAAUCUACAAGAAAAUUCAGUUUCACGCGGUCCCCAAUGGGGAAGGCACGUACGGGGAUGAUAGCGUGGAAGGAAAUUGCGUUUAUAUUUGCCUACAUGGUUUGAGAGAUUUUGUCUGUCGAAUUUUAUGGAUUUGCCAUAUUAUUCUCGAUGUCGUGUCUAAAGAAUUUGUUUGUACUCACUAUGAUUUCAUUUUGUCUCGGUGUUUCUACGCUGGGAGUCACGCUUAGCAAGCCGGUUUUCGACUCUAUUGGACCUUUUCCUGCGUGAUCAAUUGGAUACAAUGUGUGCAGCCGAAACUCCGUGUCCAGAUGGCAGAGUGUGCCCUCCACUCUGGUAUUGCUGCGAAGACGACUGUUGUGCGCCCACUUCUGAAAACCCACCUUACAUACAAGGCGAUCCUUUGAAAGAGAUUUUUUCAAAGACCUGGUAUGCACAGUGGCAAAUCCUAUUUCUGCUGGGUACACUAGCCGGAAUACUUCUGUGUUGCAUAUGGUGUCUCAUAUACCGGCGUCCAGGUGGCAUCUACAUGUGUUCUUUCGCCUGCUGCGUACCACGGAACAGAUCAGACCAAGACUCGGCAGGUUCAGUGUACCCUCCGCCUCGGUACAGUCGCUGUGGGUCGAUACACCAGGCCCCACCGCCAUAUUCUGAAGUCACUUCGAAACCAGACCUCUAUCCGCUUGUCAUCACAUGUGGAGAAGGUGAUGGUAAAGCUGGAGGAAGUUACCUAAUGGUCCAUUAUUUUAGGAAUUAUGUCAUACGUGCUCCUGGUUCGCUCUCAGCAACAAGUACAGCAGAUUCUCUAAAUUCAAGUUUUAUAUGCAAUGCGGCAAAUGAGACAAACUCUGUCAUACCACCUCCCUAUUCUUGUGCCAGCAACUAUGGGUGCGGACGUUCAGUCUUGCGGUCUCUAUCUUCGCUGACUGAGCCACGCAACGCGCGGCGUGAGCAAACUUUUCAAGAAAGUCUCAUUACUUCACCGGACCCAAACUACGACUUGGACAUGGAGCUCAUCGACUGUGACAUGUAUUGUGAUGGAGGCUGCAAACCGCGUCUUGGCUCUUCACCGCCGCCGCGUCGUAGUUCUCCAAAUGCCGACGACUCUUAUUGUGAACGCGCUGCAUACAUGCGCCAUCUCUUUCUUAACUCCCCCGAUACACCCGGAGGAUGUGAAUCACCCCCUCAACCCACUAGCCCAACGCAAUCCAGAGAGUCCACCCUUCGGAGACAAAUUGAUGAAAGAUGCCAAAGACGUCAUGAUUUAUUCAGGAAAACUGCAAAAUCAAGAAAAUCGAGCUUAUAUAUCCCUUUAUCUAAAAUUCCACCGGGCACAAGGAAGUUGUUGACCAGAUCUGCCCCGGCUACACCGAGUGGAGCUCUAGUGCCUAAUUUACUGAAUUUUACACAACGUGUCUCAGCGUCAAGGCACAGCUCGAAAUCGUCGAGGCUGGAGGAAGAAAAUGAUCCUUUACUAGCUGACGUAGAGCCUGCGCAGACGGAUCAUAAGUUUUAGUAAGGCCAAACCAAAAAAUGUCGAACGCCAAGUAAAAAAACUGCAAUUAUUUUGAAAUAGAUGUUAACUUUAUGACUGUACCCAACGACUUCAUGGCCUAUUCAAAAAAUCCCCCAGCUAUUGAUAUGACGAUCUGCAAAUUAAUGUUGUGAUUGUUUAGUAAGUGCUCACUUCGCGAAUGAUCGCGAUGUAGUUAGUUAAAUGUUAUUCAAUUAUAUUGUUUAGAUUUAAGGAAAUGAGCGUGUUGAACCAUUGUUCACUUGCUCACUUUUAUUAUAAUAAAGUCAAUUUGUGCUGCUUUUGUAUGUUUUAUUAGACAAAAAUCUCAUAAUAAUUAAUGAAUAAUAAUUAAUAAAAAAAAAUGUGUAAAUAAAUGUUUUUUUCAACUUAAUUUUAUUUUUAAAUAUUUUAGUUAUACUGGUUCUUUUUUUAUUGGUUAGUUAUUAAAACACACAGAAUCAAUCUUUACAAGCAGCGUGGUGAAGCGGUGAAGCCGGUGAAACCCAUGAAAAAAAUACGUCACGCGUCUCCUUGACAUCUGCAUAUACAAACUUUUUUCCUAAUAUGUAUUU